GGCGGAAGUUCGGUCCGCCAGUCUGGCGCUCCGUCUGUCCGCGCCAUGGCGCCCGCCCGGGUCGUGCUUCCCCGGCUGCUCGGCGCGGGUGCCUGGCCCAAGUCGCUGUGGCUGGAUUUCCUCAGGAAGCCGACCCCUGAAGGGUCUAGGCUGAGCAGCAGGACGUUUGGAAGCGCCCCGGCCCCUGCUGUCAGCGAGCCCGAGGACUGCAGCGAUUUCAGUGACAGAAUUAUAAAGGAGCCCCUCAAGCAGCCCGACUUUUUCAACGUCAAGGAAUUAUUUUCUGUCAAAAGCCUCUUCGAUGCCCGAGUGCACCUGGGACACAAAGCAGGCUGCCGCCACAGGUUCAUGGAGCCAUACAUCUUUGGGAACCGCCUGGGCCAGGACAUCAUCGACCUGGAGCAGACAGCCACACACCUCCAGCUGGCCUUGAAUUUCACAGCCCACAUGGCCUAUCGCAAAGGGAUCAUCUUGUUUGUGAGCCGGAACCGGCAGUUCACACACCUGAUUGAGAACACGGCCCGCAGCUGUGGCGAGUACGCCCACACCCGCUACUUCAAGGGCGGCCUGCUCACCAAUGCUCCCUUGCUCUUUGGCCCCAGUGUCCGCCUGCCGGACCUCAUCGUCUUCCUCCACACGCUCAACAACGUCUUUGAGCCCCACGUGGCCGUGAGAGAUGCAGCCAAGAUGAACAUCCCCACUGUGGGCGUCGUGGACACCAACUGCAACCCCUGCCUCGUCACCUACCCCGUCCCCGGCAAUGACGACUCGCCGUCGUCCAUCCACCUCUUCUGCAGGCUCUUCCAGACGACCAUCAGCCGAGCCAAGGAGAAGAGGAGGCAGGUCGAGGCCCUGUAUCGACUGCAGGGCCUCCAGGCAGCCGAGAGCCGAGGCCCUGUGGACCCUCCCUCCCCAGGAACACGGACUGGGGUGCAGUCCCGUGAUGCCACUGCUCUCCACCUCCCAGAUACAGACAGCAGCCAGGCCAGUUCCUAAGCUGGGAGCCCCCUUCCCACCCACGGGUCCUGUAGCAUUCCCAGCCUUCUAGCCAUUUGAGACCCUGUUACUGGUACUGAUGCUCCCCUGUGUUCACAGAAUGUGUCCAUCCAGGCUCCACUUCAGACCCAGGGCUGCAUUUUCUCUGCAGACAGACUCAGUGGCUUGAGCAAAUUGGUGGCGCUGAGCCAGAUUUGGGAUUUGAAGCCUGCUCCCUGGAUGGCUGGCCGUCGGGCUGCUCAGUGUACAACACUCUGGUCCCCGCACUCAGCAUUCCUUCCCUAGCAGAUCAGGAAGGUCGUAGCUUCUACCAUGAGAUGACUCCUUUGUAUGCCAGGAAGUUUCUUAAAUACCAGUUUAGCUUUUAUUCUUAAAGUCUCCUUAAAUUGCUCUGCUCUCCUGGCUGAUGGUUGAGGGGAUGUUUUGUGAUGUGAUAUUGCAGGAUGAGCCACUAAGAAGCUCACUCGGGGCUGGGACAGAAGUAAAACUGUCAUUUGGAGUCAUUUGACUCUGAGCAUUGGGUUCUGCAGUGUGUGGUCUGCAUGGAUUUGCUUCAGUUGGGGUGGCGUUUAUCAGCCCUCCUUUCCAGGCCUGCUGGGUGGGCCCACUCCCUCAGCAGCCACAUUCUCCUGGCCUAUCUGAACAGCAGCCCGAGGUUAGGAGCCAAGGAGACAGCAACCCCAAUCUUUGAAACCUCGGUAGUAGCCCCUUCUCUACAGCCUGGGGGGCAGUGGCUCCACCUUUUCAAAGAGAAGAGGCAUCCCUGCCCCCAUGCUCCUUGCACUAGUUCUGCUGGUCUCUGCGCUGCCAAGGUCUCCUAGCAACGUGCUCCAUGGCCCAUAACGUAGAUGGGAGAGGCCAUGGUGCUGGGCAAGGCGACCAGGGCCAUCUCCAGGGCAACCUCCAGAGGAAAGGGCCUGAGUCCUGCAGUUACCGCUCUGAGCCCCUGGAAACCCAGAGUGGAGGGGACUGCAGCAGAGAAGGCCUCAGUUUCCUUUUCUGUGAAUUGAGGAGAGUAGAUGAACCCAGAGGGUUCCAAGGCACAGAGAAGUGUGCUGGCCUUGGUUCUCAUCAAUGGCCCACUGUGCUCUAAGCUUCUUGGAGAAUGCUUUCUGCUCCCUGGAGGUACUUCACGCUCAAUAAGCUUGGAGCCUGGGGGGUUGGGGUAGGACACUGCGUGACAGAGCACUGGACCGUGAGGCCAGGUCCAGGGUCAGGACUAGGCCUUGAUGGAGGCUUGGGUCCUCCUGAGGAAGUGGGGCCUGAGUAUUUGCCUGAAUGUGGGGAAGAUGCCUCCUGAGUGAGCUGGACACCACACGACCAAUGGAGGCAAAGGUAGGGCACGGGAGUCUCCUGAGGUCCCCCACAGCACCCAUGGACCUGCAGGUCCUGCUCCUUCACCCCCUGGGGUGGUUGCCUCUCCUGUCAGUCAUGCCGUCUGGGCUUUGCUGCAGCAGCUGGACCAGGGGACAGUCACCCCAAGGUCAUUCUGGCUGGCCCCCUGCCUCAAAGUUGCACCUCCUGAGAUUACCAUCCGUGCCCAUCUGAGCUGGUCAGAGGAGGGGUGGGAAUCACAUCCUCUUGUUUUAUUAAUUCAGUGGUGCCGCAAGUUCUCGCCCCGGGUCAGGUCUGGGUUAGGUCCUGGGUGGGAGCUGCCCCAGGUGCUCACAGUCUGGGGGAGAGGCACAAAAGCAUGAAGACAUGGGAAAGAAAAGAGCAUGUUCCAUAGAGAAAAUACAGCGGGGCGCAGUGAGAGAGGCCUGGGGCCACUGGGUGGGGGUCCAGAGGCCUCACUGAGGUGACAUUUCUGUGUGGACAGAAUGAGAAGACGGGCCAGCUCUGCACGAGUCAGGAGGCGGCCCAGUAAUGGCAGGUGAGGAAGGUGUAGAAGUGAGGAGGAGUGAGGGCCUACAAGGGAGAGCGCACAGCUGCUGCAGAGAUUCGGAGGCAGACAAGUUUGUCCAGAGGGGGACAGUUAAAAAGUGGCCAGUGUGGCUGGAGCGAGCUGGGGAGGGGAGGAGGGCAGGUCCACAUCCUAGGACCUGGUGGACUGGAGGAGCUAUCUCCUGCUCUUGGCAAAAUCACCCCAAAACUUAGCAGCUCACGAAAACAAACCGAUGGUCUCAGUCUCUGUGGACCAGGAAUGUGGGCACGGCUCAGCUGGUGACUCUGCCCCAAGUUCUCUCACGAGGCUGGAGCUGUGACCUCAACUGAGGCUCCCUUAGGGAGGAUUCCACUCCCUGCUCACUCCAAGUUAUGGACAGGAUUUCGUCUUGUGAGCUGUUGGAUUGGGGGCCUUCGUUCUUCUCUGUUUAUUAGAGUCCUUGGGUCAUUGUCACGUGGGCCUCAUAAGGCAGGUCAUAUAUCACAGCUGCUUCCCAGGGAGGAGGGAGAGGAGAUAACAGAGCAUUGUAAGAGCCAGGAGACAUUGCCCAAAUGGGAUCACUGAGUUAAAAUCGUCCAUCAGGCUUGUGCACCAGCCCUGGGCUCAGUGUAGCCGCUGUUCCUCCAUCCCCAGCUCUGGUACAGGCACCAGAUGAAGAGCCUGCUGGGGAGCCAGAUUCCUAUGCUGGGCCGUGUCCGGAACCCACUCCUGUACCACCUGGUGAGGUAGAUCCUGCUCCUGAACCAGCGUCGGAGCAGGAUUGACCACCAGGCCUUCCAUCACCGGCACCAGAAGGAGAGCUGACAAGAGGGAUGGAUUCCUAUCCUAGGCCACCUCCAGAGCGACUCCAGGACCACUGGCUGACAUCCAUCCUGCCCCUGCAGCCAACACCAGAGAUCAGUGUAGCCCCAGGUCCUCCAUCUCCAUUCGUCUGGUGCCUGGGCCAGAGAUGGAGAUAGAGGACCUGGAGCUACAUUGAGCCCUGUUGUUGGUGCAGGAGGAGGAUCUGGGAGUCUGCUGGAAAGCUGGAUUCUUAUCCACCUCCAGAAGGGGAUUCCCGACCACCUUGUGAGGCCGAUCUGCUCCUGUACCAACAGCAGCACUCCAUGUAGCUGCAGGUCUUCCAUCUUCGGCUCUGGCCCAGGCACCAGACCUUGAGCUUGCUGGAAAGCUGGAUUCUUAUCCCAGGUCAUCUUCAGAAUCAGCUCAUGGACCACCGGCUGAUGUUGAUCCUCUUCUUCAAGGAACCGGAGCUUGAUGGAGCCCCAGGCGCUCCAUCUCUGCUGUGGCCUGGGCAUUAGAGGCUGAGCCAGUUGCCCCACCUCUCUCUCAGCAGCUCCCCAUCCACAACAAGGGAGCAUCGGCUCCAGAACUGGACCCUUUUGACCCUGCCUUGAGUCGUUAUUGCUGUGGUUGAUCUGUAGUAUUUUUUCAGCUCUCUAUACUAGUUUA
Molecule: messenger RNA, 4333 nt
Organism: Trichechus manatus latirostris (Florida manatee)
Lineage: Eukaryota; Metazoa; Chordata; Mammalia; Sirenia; Trichechidae
Gene: MRPS2
Product: mitochondrial ribosomal protein S2
Exons: 4
Coding region: 46-996 (316 amino acids)
Biological process (GO): translation
Cellular component (GO): mitochondrial small ribosomal subunit; ribosome
Molecular function (GO): structural constituent of ribosome
Source: RefSeq, a predicted model, not a curated record